This is a messenger RNA of Acanthopagrus latus (yellowfin seabream), 3548 nucleotides long. RefSeq names its product receptor (TNFRSF)-interacting serine-threonine kinase 1, like (gene ripk1l). The transcript has 11 exons. Bases 303 to 2351 code for a protein of 682 amino acids. Gene Ontology annotation, molecular function: ATP binding; protein binding; JUN kinase kinase kinase activity. Gene Ontology annotation, biological process: protein phosphorylation; signal transduction. NCBI's taxonomy places the organism in Eukaryota, Metazoa, Chordata, Actinopteri, Spariformes, Sparidae. The record is from RefSeq and is a predicted model, not a curated record.
ACAACUUUCCUACCUCCGAGCAUUUCUUUACGCCAUGAAUACAAUUAACAAUUACAAACCCCAGAACGAAUGCAACGUGACAUAACUCCCAGCACUUUUGUGUUGGUCACAGAAGGCGUUUUUAGUGCUGAUUAUCAGUCACAAAUGUGUCGAGUAUCUGCUAGCCGUCCUGCUCUGUCAUCGACUCGUGAGGCUGUCUGUAGUUUUUACGUCCCCCGGCAGGUUUCACUUUUGAACGACGUCGAGGAAACCCCGGAACUACAAAGAAAGUGCUCCGUUUGGGCUGAACAUCACUUUAUGGGAUGGCCACCGCGCCGCAGCCUUCGCUUCACAUGAGAUCGACGGAUCUCAUUAAAAAAGAGCCGCUGGACUACGGAGGGUUCGGAGACGUUUACCUGUGCUACCAUGUCACCCUCGGCCAGGUGGUUCUAAAGACUAUAUACACUGGCCCUCUUCGUAACGAGGAGAGUAAACGGUCACUGCUGGAGGAAGGGAACAUUAUGGCGAGCUUGAACCAUGAGCGGGUGGUCAAGUUGCUGGGUGUGAUCAUGGAGGAUAGAGACUGCUCACUAGUCAUGGAACUCAUCCCCAGAGGCAACCUGCUGGUCAUGCUGGAGACGGUCUCUGUACCAACUUCCAUCAAGGGCAGAGUCAUUGUGGAGAUUUUGGAAGCGAUGGUGUACCUCACAGAGAGACACAUCAUACACAAGGACAUCAAGCCAGAAAACAUUUUAGUGGACAAGGACUUUCACAUUAAGAUUGCUGACCUUGGCCUGGCCACCUGCCGGGCAUGGAGUAGACUCACGAAGGAGGAGUCUCGCAGGAAGAGCCGUAAGGGGCGAUCGGCUGGAGCAAGGGGUGCCGGCACACUGAGCUACAUGGCCCCUGAGCACCUGGAGAGUAUACACACCCCCUCCACUGAGAAGUCUGACGUCUACAGCUUUGCAAUUGUGGUUUGGGUCAUCCUCACAGGGGGAGAGCCAUAUGCAAAUGCCAGGUGUGAAGACCACAUCUGCCAGUGUGUACGAAAUGGUGACCGACCGGCAGAGGACCUGAUUCCAGACGACACGCCUGCAGAGAUAAUUCAGCUGAUGAAGAGGUGCUGGGAGCACAAUCCGAAGCAACGGCCAACAUUUAAAGAGAGCUACGAAUUCUUCCUUCCUUUCUACAUGGAAAAACUUGAACCUCAUGUAGAGGAAGAUUUACUGGAGCUGAUGAAACUAUAUGAAGGCCCAGAUGACCUUGUUGAGAAGAUGAAAUCUUUAUCACUGACCCCUGAAUGUUAUUCAGCAGAUAACCCAGCUUCUUUGGUGAGUUCAGACAGAAGUGCAUCUGUGCCAGUUGAAGCCAGUAUUGAGGACCUGCAUGACAUCGACUAUGAGCCGUCUGGGGGGUCUGUCCAGACAGACGCAAGGGCAGUCAGCAUCCCUUCACCUUUGGAGGAGAAACUGGAUCGGGAGCUUCAGUACCACAAACAUGGUAGCUAUAACCAUGAGAACCAGCCUGACGGCGCCUACUGCCACCUACACAGUAACUCAAAUCCUUUCCUGCAAAACGUCACGUCAGAUCACAUCAUAAGGCAACCGGAACAGGACAGACCCUCUUAUAUAUCCUCUGUCCAUUCCUGGACCAAAGCUGAGGCAGUGCAGCCCACGAGCCAGGAGGAGGCUAGGUAUCAUACUCCUGACCUUUAUGAGUCCGUGAACUGUCCCACACCUAUUCCAUCACACUUGCCAAUGUCUGCCAGCACCUCGUGUCUACCACAGUUUAACCAGCAACAUCCACAGUCUCAUUACGGCCGCCAGCAGUCCUGGCCAACUUACCCAGUAUCUGAGACAUCUGCUCCUGAAGUCAGCCCUGGGCAUCUGCUGGCUCCUUCCAAGAGCAGCAUUCCACAAGAUCCAGCGUCCCUUUACAUUCAAAAUGCCAGUGGGAUCCAGAUUGGAAGCAACAACAUGAUGAGUAUUAGAGGCUACGACUCCUCACAUAGUUUAUUGUCUCAACCUGGUAACGGCUCGGCUUUCUCUCCCAUCAAAGAAGGCAUCAUGAAAUACGAGGACCACACUGUGACUGAGGAGCACCUGGAUCUGUUGAGGGAAAACAUCGGGAACAAAUGGAAGCAUUGUGGGCGGCGACUGGGCCUGACUAAUGUGGAAAUAGAGACCAUUGAGCAUGAUUAUCACCGCGAUGGCCUUCCGGAGAUGGUGUACCAGAUGCUGGAUCGUUGGAAAAUGAAGGAGGGAAGCAUCGGCUGCACAAUUGGGAAGCUGUGUCGAGCACUGGAUGGCCACAUCAAGGUAGACGUCAUCCAGAAAAUAUUGGACACCUGUGGUUUUUCCUCCCAGAUCUGAUGAACUUGGGCAGUUUUGCCUCAUCCUCUCUAAAUGACUUUUUCUGAGCUGUCUGUAAAAUUUAAAGGCUGCAAAACCAAAACAUCAUUUUGGUUUUAUGUGCUACCGGUUUGAGAUGUCAUCUCAAACAAGUGCACUACAAGUGACACUGAAUGUUUUCUGUGUUACUUGCAGUGUUCAAAACAGCAAAUGGAAAACUGAACCACUCAACCGAACUGUACCUUUCCAAGCAAGAUAUCACAGUUUCUCAUGAAAAAGCUUGCUGUCAACCAUUUCCAUGGGGAAAUUAGCUGGGAAAACUUCAUAAUCCGUACUGAACUGAAUGAUCGAUCUGUCUAUUAUUUUGACAUUUCAAUCUACCAAACCAAAUCUUUAAUGGCAAGUACAGAUGAAUAUGGUCAGUGUUCAGAUUCCUCUAUAGUGACGUGUAGCAUGUCAAAACAAGAAUUAUUUCAAAGGUAAUAUUUUGAAUACAAACAUGGUGAAGUAUUUGUUUUAUAAGAAACUGAUCUUAGUGUGAUGAUGUUUGGGUAAAGAGUACAUUGAUACUGUAGCUUUAACUGAAUAACAGAUUCCUAUUCGGGGACAAAUCAAAUCAAAUGGUGGGUUGUAAACAUUUAUCACAGCUGUGGACGACUAGGUUGGUUAUAUGUAAUUCAUGUGAAUUAAGAUUUUCAUUUACAACCUUUAUUGCAGCACAACACAAACAUUAUGACUUCAAACACAGAUAAGGUAAGGUCAAUAAUGGACAUAAACCUCUGUGUAGUUUUAAAUCAAUGUGCAUUAUUGCUGUGAUUCAUGUGUCCAAUAGGGGUCAGCAGAUAAUAUGCUCACGAGUAAAUCAAACUCUGUAUCCGUUAAUUUUGGACCUGGUGGUGUAGAUGACGGGCUUUCAUUGUCUGUAAAUACAACAAAGUGCAUGAGUUAUUGCUACAUAGCCACUUGUGUUCAGUAUAGAGUAUUCUCUCUAAUGAUGAGCUGCUGUGCUGUACUGGAUCGAGCAUUUUUGGAUUACAGGUUACUUUUUUUACCAAUCUGAAGAUCACGUUGUCCUGGCAAAAUGUUUAUGUGUGAUUAUAUUUCAUUACAAAAUUAAUUGUAUGUAUGUGUUCUGGGUCUCACAUGUGGAAUGUAUUUCUCUUUAUACAAUAUAAGACUGAUAUGCCUGCAUCAAAAAAAAAAAAAAAAAAAAACUUU